AACAGCGGCACGUGGUAUCAUUAUCAUGGCGAGUACUGUUGUUAAACGCCGCUAAUAAACGAACACUCCGCGUCGCCUGCUUACGAGAUCUCUGACUUGAAGAGUUGACUUAAAAGCGUAACAAUGAAGGAGGAUUCUGUGCUGAGCUUCAAAUGGCAGAGCUUUCCGGCGCACAUGGUAGGCUCGCUCGACACUUGUUAUGAGAAACAGCAUUUCGUCGAUCUCUCCCUGGCCUUGCGUUGUAUUAUGGACGAAAAGAAUAAAAUAAAUUGUGAUAAAAUCGAACAGGGAAAUCAUAUUGUUAAUAAUUUAAACCCUGAUAGAAAUGUAACAGAAGAAGAGUUUCAAAAUUUCAUGCAUCGUGUCACUGAAGUAGAAAAAAUUGUGAAAAAUUUAUCAUCUUCCGAUCAACAAGAGCAAGAAUGCGGGAAAAAGUUAGCUGAUGAAAUGUUAAAACAAAGUGUUCAAAAAGAAGUCUAUGGAGACGGCGAGGUAAAAGUUAAAACUGAUAGAUCAGUAAUUAAUAAAUAUCCGUCAAAGGAACAUGAUUCAAAUGAUCCAAACAAAAUGUCGCAAGAGGUAUUCAUGAAGAGUGUAGAAAACGAUGCUAAAAAACGAGCUGAAGAACGUAAAAUUAGAAAUGAACGGGCGGAAACGUUGAAGAGAAUCGCAAACGGUGCAUUUAAAGAAGGCGAUUACGAGAAGGCCGUGACUUAUUACAGCAAAGCAUUAGAACAACGUAAAGACUCUUCUGUAUUGUGGAAUAAUCGCGCGUUGUCACAUAUGAAUCUCGGAUUAUUCGAAAAAGCCUUGCACGACUGCGAGUGGACGUUAAAACUGAACGAGUCAAACUUAAAAGCUCUCUUGAACAGCGCUAAAUGUUACAUGUAUCUCAGAAACAGGGAGAAGAGUAAAGAAUGUAUACAGAUGGCCAAAGAAAGAAAUCCUCAUUUCAACAAAUUUAUCGAUGAAUUUCAAGAAAAUAUGGAGCUUCAAUUUAACAAAUUCAACGUUCAGAUAAUCAAUGAUGAAAUACAGUAG
Cyphomyrmex costatus is the source of this 1041-nucleotide messenger RNA. RefSeq names its product tetratricopeptide repeat protein 12. Gene Ontology annotation, molecular function: protein binding. Gene Ontology annotation, cellular component: centrosome; cytoplasm. The transcript has 6 exons. Bases 124 to 1041 code for a protein of 305 amino acids. Gene Ontology annotation, biological process: sperm axoneme assembly; axonemal dynein complex assembly. The record is from RefSeq and is a predicted model, not a curated record. NCBI's taxonomy places the organism in Eukaryota, Metazoa, Arthropoda, Insecta, Hymenoptera, Formicidae.